AUGUUGGAUUUCGAAGUCCCAUAUCAGACUCCUCGGGCUAUUGUCCCACCAGUCGCACCUUCAAUAGAGAGUAGUCGACUCAUACUCCGGCCAGCCACUGAUGCCGAUAUGCCAGCACUCUUCGCUGUUCGGUGCCGUCCAGAAGUCGCGGUAACGAACUUCCCUAAAGAGCCGUUCUUGAGCCUUGAACAAACGCGAAAAUGGUGGGCAGCAAAGGUAUUCACCAAGCCAGCAGCGUACAUUGGCCGCUCUUUCGGCUUUGUUAUUGUGGACAAGGCCAUUCCGGUCACAGAAGAACAGGUCAUUGGAUACGUAUGUAUACAUGUCGUAGAACCAUCUCCGGAGAUCGGGUACUCGCUUCUUCCCGAGUCGUGGGGUAAGGGGUUUGCGACUGAGGCUUUGAGAAUGUUGUUGAAGAUGUGGUGGGACCUGCCUAGACGAAGCUCGGGUGAUGAUGAUCGAGUGGAGAAGAUCUAUGCUUCUUUUUAUAAGACAAAUCCGGCUAGUCAGGCUGUCUUGGCUAAAUGUGGGUUCGAGAAUGUGGAUGAGAUUCACUCUGAGGAAAUGUAUCUUUAUGUUCUUGCGAAGCCGACAUCCCAAGAUGCGGGCGAGGAAUUGUAUCAUUACAUCUAA
Molecule: messenger RNA, 633 nt
Organism: Penicillium taxi
Lineage: Eukaryota; Fungi; Ascomycota; Eurotiomycetes; Eurotiales; Aspergillaceae
Product: GNAT family N-acetyltransferase
Exons: 2
Coding region: 1-633 (210 amino acids)
Molecular function (GO): acyltransferase activity, transferring groups other than amino-acyl groups
Source: RefSeq, a predicted model, not a curated record